GUGCGAGCUCCGCGUGUCUCCGAUGCUCUGAUGUCUAGUUUCUGCGUUGAGUUUAGUUUUUAUUCUUACUUUGUUUGUUUAGUCACCUAAAGCAGUUUAAAGCACAACUUCUCUGAGACUCACCUGAGAAUGUGAUGACGCUUUGUGUCACUAGAGGGAGUACAAAGACUCACUUUAACCAGGUGUCUAGAAUCGAAAGUAAAAGAGGCGGUAGUAGGAAGAGACGCCAAUUCGAGUCUUUAAAAUAAACACUGGUUGUUUAAAUGGAGCAUAAUUUCUGCAUCAGCAAAAGGAAGAGACAGAGACCAGAGUCUCCAGAGCUCAGUGGCGUGUCUGUGAAGAGUGACGGAUCUAUGAUGCAACACCCUGAAUUCAGUGAUGGACCCACGACCUCUGACCCUGAGGGGAAGAAACAUGAGCUGAUCAGAUCUGUGCCGUUCUCUACAUCUCACUAUCAGAAUCACAUAAGGCCGGACCAAACUGAAGCAGUCCUGCAGACACACUCACUAGAGAUUGGAAACCUGCAGAGAGUCAAAGACAAGCACAAAAGAAGCAUGAAGAAGAAAUAUGAGGGAUUAUUUGAGGGAAACAAACUUCAAGAGAAUCAAACCCCCCUGAAUAUGAUCUACACACAGCUCUACAUCAUAGAGGGAGAGAGAGAAGGAGUGAAUGAAGAACAUGAGGUUUUACAGAUGGAGAAAACAGCCAGAACACAACACUCACAAGGCACUAUAAUCUACUGCAAUGACAUCUUUAAAGCCUCACCUGAACCAGAAUGUGAGGAGAAAGACCAAAUCAAGACUGUUCUCACUAAAGGCAUCGCUGGCAUUGGAAAAACUGUCUCUGUGCAGAAAUUCAUUCUGGACUGGGCCGAGGGAAAAGCCAAUCAGGAUGUAGAUUUCAUGUUUGUGCUUCCAUUUCGAGAGCUGAACUUGAUCCGAGAUUAUCUGUACAGUCUUCACAGUCUUCUGCUGGACUUUCAUCCUGAACUGCAAGAUCUGGACUCAAAUAUUUAUGAGGAAUGUAAAAUUUUGUUCAUCUUUGAUGGUCUGGAUGAAAGCAGAAUGACACUGGUGUUUUCAGACACUCAGAAAGUUUCUGAUGUGACUGAGACUUCAUCAGUGGGUAUGCUGAUGUCAAACCUCAUUAAAGGAGAGCUGCUUCCCUCUGCUCACAUCUGGAUCACCUCCAGACCAGCAGCAGCCAAUCAGAUUCCUUCCAAAUACAUCAACCAUCUGACAGAAAUUCAGGGAUUCAAUGAGCCUCAGAAGGAGGAAUAUUUCAGGAAGAGAAUCAGUGAUGAGCAUCAAGCCAGCAGAAUCAUCUCACACAUCAGAAGAGCAAGAAGCCUCCACAUCAUGUGCCAAAUACCUGUCUUUUGCUGGAUCUCAUCCACUGUGCUUCAAAAGCUCCUAAAAGAAGAUCUUAGUGGAGAAAUCCCUCAAACUCUGACUGAAAUUUACAUCCACUUCCUUUUGAUUCAGAUCAACAUGAGGAAUCAGAAGUAUAAAGAGAGAGAUUCAGAGAAACUCCUGCAGUCCAACAGAGACAUGAUUGUGAAACUUGCUGAAGUGGCUUUCAAACAGCUGAUGAAGGGCAAUGUGAUGUUCUAUGAGGAGGACCUGAGAGAGAGCGGCAUAGACGUCACUGAUGACUCACUGUAUUUUGGGACGUAUACUGAGAUCUUGAAGGAGGAAUCUGUUAUUCAUCAGAGGAAAGUUUACAGCUUUGUUCAUCUGAGCAUUCAGGAGUUUCUCGCUGCCUUCUACCUGUUUUACCUCGAUGUAAUAAAAAAUGUUGACACUCUUAAGUUUUUUGAUGUCAUUUAUAGCGUUCUAAAAAAUGCAGUAGACAAAGCUUUAGAGAGUAAGAAUGGGCAUCUGGAUCUGUUCCUGCGAUUCCUGCUGGGUGUCUCACUGGAGUCCAAUCAGAGACUCUUACGGGAUCUACUGACACACACAGAGAACAGCUCAGAGAGCAUCAGGAGAACCACACAAUACAUUAAAGAGAGGAUCAAAGAUGGACAUGGACUCUCCACUGAAAGAUCCAUCAAUCUGUUCCUCUGUCUGCUGGAAAUGAAAGACCAGACCCUGUCCAGAGAGAUUCAGGAGUUUGUGAAAUCAGAGAAGAAACUCUCUCCUGCUCACUGUUCAAUAAUCGCCUACAUGCUUCAGAUGUCAGAGGAGGGGGUGGAUGAGCUGGACCUCAAGAAAUACAACACAUCAGAUGAGGGAAGAAGAAGACUGAUACCAGCUGUUAUCGACUACACAAAAGCUUUUCUUUCUGGCUGUAAUCUCACUGCUCAUUGUUGUGAGAGUUUGUCAUCAGCUCUACAAUCAUCAAACUGUGUCCUGAGAGAGCUGGACCUGAGUAACAAUGACCUGCAGGAUUCAGGAGUGAAGCUGCUCUCUGAUGGACUGAAGGGAAACUGUCAGCUGGAGAUACUGAGGUUGUCAGGUUGUAUGGUGACAGAGGAAGGCUGUGAUUAUGUAUCUUCAGCUCUGAGUUCAAACCCCUCACACCUGAGAGAGCUGGAUCUGAGCUACAAUCACCCAGGAGAUUCUGGAGUCCAGCUGCUCAACAACAAACUGAAGGAUCCAAACUGCUCACUGCAUAUACUCAAGCUGGGUCAUGGAGGAGAGAGCAGAAUUAAACCAGGACUGAAAAAAUACAACUGUGAUCUCACACUGGAUAAAAAUACAGCAGACUGUCGUCUCGCUCUGUCCGAGAAGAAUCAAAAAGUGACCCGAGUGAAAGAGCGUCAGCCGUAUCCCGAUCAUCCAGAGAGAUUUGAUUACUAUGGUAACGUUUUAUGUAAAGAGAGCCUGACUGGGCGCUGUUACUGGGAGGCUGAAUGGAGUGGAGUGGCUGACAUAGCAGUGGUAUAUAAAGGAAUAAAGCGAAAAGGAAAUAGUAAUGAGUGUUUUCUUGGUUACAAUGAAAAGUCCUGGACUGUUUACUGCACAAGUAGCAAUUUCUCUGCACUACACAAUAAAAAAAGUACUGACAUACCAGCCCCUUCAUCAUCCAAAAGAGUGGGAGUGUAUGUGGACGUGUCGGCCGGCACUCUGUCCUUCUACAGUGUCUCUGACACACACACACUAACACACUUACACACAUUCAACACCACAUUCACUGAACCCCUCUAUGCUGGAUUUGGGUUAUAUCCAGGCUCCUCUGUGUUUUUGCGUUAGAUACACAGCUAAAUAAAGAAUUGAACUGAUUUAGAAGUAGUUGCACAGAUAAGUUUCAAAGGUAGUUAACAGCAUAAUACUAAAAGAUUACAUUGAAACUAUGCCUCUGUAACCAACUGGUAUACAAUUAGAAAUAAAGGGUCAUAGUAAAUUCCUGUAUUGUAUUGUACUGUUAUCCUGGACUGUAUCUAUAUUUUUUAGCCCUUUUGUACUCAAGUAUAAAGCUCUGUCCCAUACACAGAACUUUAGGUUAAGAUUCUUUAAACACCAACAUGCUACCAUUGCUACUGUACAAAUGUACUACAAGACUACCUUCAAUAAAUUCUUAU
This is a messenger RNA of Megalobrama amblycephala (Wuchang bream), 3523 nucleotides long. RefSeq names its product NLR family CARD domain-containing protein 3-like. Bases 264 to 3194 code for a protein of 976 amino acids. The transcript has 7 exons. NCBI's taxonomy places the organism in Eukaryota, Metazoa, Chordata, Actinopteri, Cypriniformes, Xenocyprididae. The record is from RefSeq and is a predicted model, not a curated record. Gene Ontology annotation, molecular function: protein binding.